Molecule: messenger RNA, 8588 nt
Organism: Pundamilia nyererei
Lineage: Eukaryota; Metazoa; Chordata; Actinopteri; Cichliformes; Cichlidae
Gene: paqr4a
Product: progestin and adipoQ receptor family member IVa
Exons: 3
Coding region: 894-1820 (308 amino acids)
Cellular component (GO): membrane
Molecular function (GO): signaling receptor activity
Source: RefSeq, a predicted model, not a curated record
UCUGUCUGAGUAACUUGACGCUUGGAAGACGAUGCAGGGGAGACUCGAGGCCGCCGGAGAGGACUCCGCAUUUCAAGGAAAACAGCCACCUAGAAAUAAUGAUGGAUCAUAGUUGGCUCAAACACCUGAUGAAGACACUGAAUACUCGCCGUAUGAAGCAGGCUGGGCGUGUUUAAAGCCAGCCGGCUCAAGUAUCCGUUUUUACAUCCUCAGCCACCGGACGUUGGUAGGCGACUGCCCGGCUUGCUAGCCCGCAGUCCUUCAAAAUCUCUGCUCCACAAUCACGGACCUUCUCCAUUUAUUUUUUUUAUUUUUUUCAGUGGCAUUACGAAACCUAGCAAGUAUACAAGGGGCUGGAUUAACAAAAAGCGCACGUCUACUUUCAAUGCAGUGAAGGUGUAACCUGCUAGUCCUGUAUUUCACAUCUGACCGCUGGGAUCGAGCUAGCAUCAUCUGGAGUUGGACGCUGGCGCGGCUCCCCUACAGCAUCCUUGCCUGCGCCGCUGCACCGGAAUGCUAACUAACGAGGAAAUGGCUUUAACAUGACCGCGAACCCUUCGCCUCUCAAACGCCUAGCGCUUGUAGGUGGCACACGGACACUUUAGAUGUCAAAUGUAAUGUCCGCCGGGAGCUUGCAUCAUGCGUGUGGCUUUCCGCGUCUGUCUCCAGCCUCGCGGAUGACACUCGCACAGGUACCGGCGGUUCAAAGCGAGCAGCGACGGCGCGCGCACACAGUUGCCGGGUAGCGCUUAGAGACUUCUCCUGAGCUAGCUAGCGCCGAGCUAGGCGGCUAACAGCACAAAAUAAUAAUUAAAAAAACAAAGCAAAAAACAAACAAACAACAACAACAACAACAACCCCAAAACAAAACAAAAACCUCACAACCAAUACCAAUGGUUUCCCAUAAGGUUUUAGUCGCAAUAAUCUUACUGAACGUGUAUAUAGGUGUACAGUCAGUUUUUUACUUAUUCGGCGGUGUCCUUUUAACCGUCCUCUUUGCUAUGGCAUUUUUAAAUGGACCCAGGCUGCUGGACUGGGCGAGUUCACCUCCACAUCUUCAGUUCAACAAAUACGUCCUUACGGGAUACCGGCCAAUUUCCUCCGUGCAGGACUGCAUCAGAAGCCUGUUUUACCUGCACAAUGAACUUGGAAACAUAUACACUCACGGCAUCCCUCUGGUUUGCUUCCUGGUGCUGCUGCCUCUUAACAUCCCCUGGUCUCAGAUCAGCGUGACAUGGCUGGGUGUGGUGCACUUCCUGGCCUGCCUGUCACCCCAGCUGGGCUCUGUGGUCUACCACCUGUUCAUGAACCACGAGGGAGGGGAGCCAGUCUACCACACCCUCCUGAAGCUGGACGUGUGUGGAAUCUGCAUGAUCAACACGCUGGGAGCGCUGCCUAUCGUCUACACCACACUGCUGUGCUACCCAUUUAUCCGCACUGUAGCCCUUUUAGUCUACAUCCUGCUGUCCAGCCACGCCAUCUACUGCGCCGUCACCGCUCGGAGCAGCGUUCGGCGGUUGCGCUCCUUCGCCUGGCAAGCGCUGUUUCGCUUCUCCUUCUUCCUGCUCCGCUGGGUGGGCGUGGGCGGCGGCAGUCCCACCUCGCUACGCCACUUUCUCACGAUGGAUGCACUGGCCGUGCUGGGCGGGGUCAUCAACAUCACGCGCAUCCCGGAGCGUUUUUGGCCGGGUCUCUUCGACUACUGGUGCAACAGCCACCAGAUCAUGCAUGUACUGGUGGUGAUCUCCAUCCUUUACCUGCACUGGGGCGUGCUGGACGACCUUCUCUGGAUCACCAGCUACGACUGCCCCUCAGAUUGACCCACACAGGAGCCCCCCGGCCCCUCACAAGGAGUGCUGGAACAUACCACUGAAAGACCUCUGGGGGAAGGGGGGAGCCUGGAAAGGGAAGGGAAAGGACAGGGAUCACAGAAACGAAUGCUGUGCAUGUGUUCACUUCAUGCGCUGAAACUCAGAAUGUUCAUAUCUUCGUCCAUCUUGAUUUGUGCGAAUGCAGGUAAAAGUAUGUCGAGUAACACGCACAAUCAUUCUGACUUGCUCAGUUGCCACAAACUUGGUGCAAAGGCAUAUACAUACACACAUGCAGACACAAACACACACACACAGACACAUUCAUACACAAACCGAUAAAAAAAGUGUCAAAUUUUAAAAAGUAAAUUUAUUAACCGAGUUUUAAACCCUAUAAUGUCUUAGGUAAAGGUUACAGCUCGAAGCCUUUUACAUAAUGAUAGAAGUUUCUUUUAAGGAUUACUUGAUGUCGUUGAUUAAAAUGGUCUAAAUCAGUGGUUCUGAAAGUUGGGUCUACGGCCCACAGCUAAAAUAUCUAGUGAUAAAUUUCCUUUAAAUUGCUGAAAUUACAUUCUGAUCUUAAAAAGUGGCGAUCUACAGAUGUCCUUUAAUCACACCCAUGUUAUCUUUGGACGAGUAGAAACUGACACGCGUCUAAAAUGUUUAGAUUUAAAAGUUUCAUAAUUUUGGCAUGCAAGAGUAGAAAUGGUAGUAAGCAUGCGGUUUGUCAGUGUUGGGAUUAUAAGCGAGACCUUGGAAAAAUGUUCUUGCCCGUCGCCUCAGGAAUACACCGAGCUCAGCUGUGUUGCAUUCCAAGUCUCAUGCUGCUCCCGAAGCUGAUCUCGCCCACUCACGACAAUGCUUGCAAAUCCAUCAGACAGGUUGCGGCACGCCCCAGAAGCAGCUUUGUGUCCUGAGUGAUUUUUAUGGAAGCUGCAUUAAGAUGCACAGAGUAGGGCCGGAAUUCAGACCUAGAAGAGCAAAGAGUGUCUUGCCAAUUUUGAAAGAGUGCUGGGCGGUAUUCUGAUUCUAAUUUAAUUCAUCUGAAUAUGAAUUUAAGAAAAUAAAUGAGGCUUUUUACUGGUAGAGACCUAGAAAAGACAAAACACUUACUGUGACCUUUGGAGGGGUUUAUAUGUGGUAAAACAUUUUGUGUAAGAAGUACUUUGGAGUGUUUUGAGAAGGGGCUUGUAUUAACUUUUCAAACUCAAGGUUACCACUGUGUGUUAACGCCACUGAAGGUUUCAUAAAAAUUUAAGGGGCUGGGUGAGUGGGAGGAAAAUUCAUGACACAACCUCAGAACUCUCAAGAUUGAAGCUGUAAAAAGGACAGAAUGGCACAUUUAUGAGGAAAAAGUCCGAAGUUUAUAUUCCUGAAUCGCCUGUGUGGUCUUCCUCUUUUCCUCUUGCCUGGCAGAUUCAUCUUCAACAUCAUUUGUCCAGUAUAUGCACUACCCCUCCUCUGCACAUGUCCAAACUAUCUCAGCCUUGCCAAUUCGGGUCUAUAUAUCACAGCAGGUCUCACCAUCUUGUAAACCUUUCCCUUCAUUCUUGCUACUAACAAAUCACUCCUGGCACUUGUCUCCACCCGCUCCACUCUGUUCUUCACCUCUGUUGUGCACUGUCUGCUCCUUUGAAGGGUUGACACCAGGUAUUUAAACUAACCUACGUUUCUAACUCAUUCACCUCUCCGUCUCCUUCUCAUUCACACACAUGUAUUUUACCUUCUACUGACUUUAAUUCCCACCCCCACCUCGGAGCCAUCUGUCACUCUUACCGCACACCUUACCACUGUCUCUCUAUCCUUAUGCAUGUCUUGCACCACUCUCCCAUACUCAUGCAGUUACAUAGUUCCUCUUUUGGGACCCUGUCAUAUCGUUCGAUCCACAAAGACACAAUGUGACAAGUCUUACCUGCUCUAUACUUCUCCAUCAACACUAUCAAAGCAAACAUCACAUCUGUAGUGCGCUUUCUCGUUUUGAAACCAUACUGCUGCUGACUGGUCAUCACCUCUCUUUUUCAUGGCAUGGCUCAUCACCUUCAUCCUGCUGUACUUACUACAGCUCUGCACAUGACCUUUGUUCUUGAAAAUCAGCACCAGUACACUUUAUUCCGGAGACACCUGCUCUCUCCAGGGUUUUGGUAAACAAGCUGAUUGAAGAUCCACUGCCCUUUCUCCCAGACAUCUCCAUACCUCCACAGGUAUGUCUGGACCAACUGCCUCUUCAUAGCUGCCCUCACGUCCUCCUUUCUAAUCCUCUGCACUUUCUGAUUCACAAACUGUCCUCCACCUCCUCUCUCUCAUUUUCUUCACUCAUCAGCUCUUCAAAGCACUGCUUCCACCUUCUCAACACUCUCUUCAGUUAUAAGUACAUUUCCAUUUCUAUCCUUAAUCACCCUGCACAUCUUUUCCAGUGGAAUCUCUCCACCUAGCCAAUCAAUACAAGUUCUUUCCUCUCCAACUUCACGUAACACUCACUGAAAGUCUUUGCUUCGCCAUUUCUUUUGUUGCUGUACUCCUAGCAUCCCAGUAGUCCUGUCUUUCUUUAGUCAACCACCUAGGCUUCUUGUCUCCUUGUCAUCCUGAAGAUACACAAAAUACCUUCAUUGCAGUUUUCCUCACUUUUUCAGCUCUGCUUUCCUAAUCAUUAAUUAACGUUCACUACCACCCAGAAACUCAUCUCAUCUCCUCCCUAAACUCUGUACAGGAUUCUUCCUUCUUCAACUUCUAACUCUACCGUCCUGUAGAAAUAUGCGCUCAUACCACAAGCACUAUUUUAAAAAUAAACACUCUAUGCAGACCAAAUGAAACGCCCCUCAACCCGACGUCGAUUUGCAUGAGAAACAGUGACCGGUGUAUUCCUGGGGUAAAGGCUCCCUGCCCCCAGACGAGUUUAAAAACCCCUCGUCCAAAUGAUAUGACAGUCUUUGUCUACACUUGUGCAGCAUAUUCAUAUCUCACAUCACAUACACAGCACGCACUCUCACGCACCUUUGUUUUUACACAUGUACAAAGCACUUUUAGAGUUUUAACUUCGUCCAACAGACUGAAUUUUACAGGACUGUUUAGUUCCCUGUUUUCUGCCACUGCCUCUUUUUCUUCUUUGUCCUCUCUGUCAUCUGAAUGGUCCUUACCGAAGGCGUGCGAGGGGCUCAUUCCUGAAGCGUGCCAGCAAUGAGCUUACCUGCUGAGAUGUCCCAGACCACCAGAUGGGAUCUGUUGAGUGUUAUCAGCUUUGUUUGCACCAGUGCCAAAGAAAUUCAGGCAUUUUUAAAUCAGAAAAGAAACUGAUGUCUAUGAGCUGCCUUUGCCAAACUUUUGCUUAUGUCCAGCCAACCCCAAGUUGAUUGGUCUUACGCAUUUAUUAUGACCUCCCUUUGUUUGGAAGACGACCGUUUCCAUUUGUGCGAGACGUAAUUAUCUUUUUAAAGGCAGAGCCUGAGUGCUUUGUGAGUCUUCUGCGCAAUUGUGUAUAAAAGCCAUUGAAUGUGCGUAGUUGUUUUACACUGAAAUGCCACCAUGUGCACAUAAUACAUAAAACUAUAUGUGGCAGUGCUGAAAUGUAAAGGGGUAAUGACUUUAUAAUGCUAUUUAUAGUUAUUUGUCUUCUGGCCCCAAACGCGUAAGGAUAUAUAUUUAAUCAAGAAAUAGAUUAUAUUUAUGUUUGUUUUUAUUCAUUUGUAUUAAUUUGAAUGUGUUUGUCAGCUGCUUAAACAGUUUACAUCAUUGCAGUGCAGGAUCGCUCUGACUGACAGGUCAAAUAAGAGGUCAAAGAAAAUCCAUUGUUUUAUUUAAACCCAGCAAUUCCGGAGGAUUAGCUCCACAUUUUCUCUGCGUACAGUUUUUCCUGCCUUCCUGUAAUAUGUGACGUCUCAGUCACACAGGAUCAGAUCUGUCUUUACACGUCGCAGCUCGGCGAGGAAAACAGCUGCAAUGUGACCUUUAAAACAGGUGCAGGUCUAUUCUGAAGUUAUUUAUGUCCUCAGGCAUGAAUGUAGAUGUGCUGUGCUUAGAUGUUUACUUAUACCCUAAAUAUUAUUAUAUGGUCAGUCAUUUUUGCCACAUUAUUUAUUUAUUUAGCUGUACUUGCUUGCACUUUUCUUGAAUUGAUGUUUAGCCUUUUUAAAGUGGUGGUUUAUACACUAAGCUGGCCUACGUAUGCAGGAAUGAACCCCUCUGAACCCGCCUGCCUGUCAUGUAUGAGUCACAGCACUUUCAUGUGUGUCCAGGCUUGUUACUGUUCUGUAGAAGUAAUCGUCGCACUCUUCAGUCAUGUUCAGGACUGGCUUCUGAAGCCUCAUUUCAUACCUAGACCUUUUUUAGUGUUUUUUUAUUUAUUUUUUUUAAGCAUUGGGUUUGUUUCCCACGCUAGUUGCCAACCAUGUUAGCCCACCUUCAUCUCGCCAAAUUAGCAACGUCUGCUCCCGUGACACUGUCUCACAGAUGAAGAAGGAUUUCCCAGAGUCUGAAUGAUAUGCAUUAACCCCAACGUGACCCGACUUUAUGAACUUGCCCUCAUUUAAAAAGUCAGAUAUUUGUCUGCUAGUCUCACUCUUACAGUGAUGAUUAUGAAUACAAUGUAAAAGCUGAAGUUAAUGUAUUUUUGGCAAUUGAAUGAAAAAAAAUGCAUGAAAGUAGCUGUGAAACACAAACUGAUGUCUCAUAAUGUUAGCUGAUUGUUAGUUCACUGUAGCCAGCAACUGAUCAUUCACUCGGCCCUGGAAAUGACUGUGUGGUUAGCUGGAGGUGGGCUUUGGAGUGUGGCGUUACCCUGCAGGAAGAGGAUUUGAAGCGAUCGGAGGCCAUGCAUCACAAUCAAAACAAACUGCACUGUUCAUCGUUCUCCAAAGGGCUUUGAAUUCAAGUCAAUUCUGAAAUACACUUAAAGUCCAUAUAAAUAAUGUAAAUACAUUUAUGUAGAUUAUAUACAGUGCAGAAGAAUAUACAGUGACUCAUUUUUAACACGCACACUUGGUUAAGGAAGAAAGACAGGAAGGAAUGGGAUUACCCACCCAGUGAAGAUGCUUAAGACGACUUUACCAAAGUUGAGUUUUGGUUAAAAGAUGGAAAGACGUUGAGAAAAAGAUGCCCUUUUACAGCUAAACGUGGUUGUAAAGAAACACACUACAAACUCCUCAGAGAACCAGCAGUUCACACCCAAAUUCAGUUAUUUUGGUCAACGUUGAGGUCAGAAAUCAAACUAACUUUAGCCUGCAGGCUGUGUGCCAUUUAGAUGUCUUUUAUACCUCCAAUAAACUGAAAGCGGGAAAAUGUGAAUUCCAGCCUUUGUAGCAGCCUGAAAACUCAACUUUUAAUAAAUUCUGACAUAAAGGGACAUCUGUCUAAAGGCUAAGGACUGGCUGACCAGAUUUAGCCCCGAAAACAUCGUCCGUUGGACUCCUGGUGCUUGGCGGGUAAUGAGGGACGCAGACGCGGCUCGAUGUGGAGCUUCAGAUCGAUAUGAGUUAUGUAUUUGAUUAGCUAUGAUGAUAUAUAUGUGAAAAACACAGGGAAAAAAAAAAGACUGGCAUUGGUUUCUGUUCAAAUGUAGAGUUGUUUGACCAUUUUGUGGCCCUGACUAAGAAUGCUUCUGAUCAUUUAAAUGUAACCGCUUUUUUAAAGACACACGGGAAAGAUAUGCGCGACAAUAGCAGGGGAAUCUUGGCGGGCAUGUGAAUACCUCGUGACUACCACUGGUCUAUCUAUGCAUUAUCAGCCGAAGGAUACGUAACAGUGAAGUCAAUUUGUGUUUGUCAAACGGCUCUCUGAUCCGCUGUAACGGAGGGCUCUCUCCCAACAUCCUGAGUCUCCCGCUUCUCAGGGUGCCAUAACAGUAGCUGUAACAUCUGAAGCCUGACCGCUGCUGUCUGAAACAUGGACGCGAGACUCACCUGCCCUCUUUAGUCCGGUCUGUUCACGCUGGGAACCCAGCUGUCAGGGUGGGCGCAAGGGCGAAGGAAGGUGGAGCAUUUCUCUGAAAACCAUGUUGCAGGAGUGGAACCCGGUCAGAAAAUUGGUCUUUGUCCUUUUGUCUGUAUGUUUAAUGAAAAAAGAAAAGACAUGAUGUAUAAAAGCAUCACUAACAAAUCUAAAACCUUUUUUGUUUUUUUUUUAAAUAUUACACAGGUGCCGGACAGCCUGUUAACAACCUGUUUAUAAUGGAUCACCUGUGUUGUUAUAUACUGAUUAUUAAUGAUUGCUGUUAUUCUGUGGAUCCUAUAAUGACACUGGUCUAUGUGUACAGGUAAUGAGACAAGCCCUUUCCUUUAGGAUGAAGGGAGCUUUCUGGAGGGUCUGUCUGUUAUUGUCUCCAUAUCUGCAUGGCUUUCUUAAUGUGUCAAAUGAGUGAGUGUGGCUCCAUCUAGUGGAAGUUCAUGUUCACUAAUGCAGGCAUUACUGUAGCUGAACUGCAGCCAAAUGAAACGUAACUAACUGGUGGUAACACUGUCACUGCUGGUCUGCAGUUAUCCUCCAGUGUUAUUUAUUUAGAUCCCCCAGAUCAUGUAUGUACACAUGUGCGUAUGAGCUCUCCUGCAGAACCCAUGCAAGCAUGAAAUCUGUAUGUUGUCCCGUUUACUUUCGCCUGUUGCACCGACGGGAUGCUGAUUGCAUUCCCAGAGUGCCUCGUUAUCCAGUCUGUGUGCUUGCCGAUUAAUGUGCACGAACUCAGACGGUUUGUUCCUGUGCUGUAGUUCACAUGUCUGUGCGACAUUAGUGUCCUGUGUAACAGACAGGCUCUCACACUCCUCAGUCUCCAGCAACGAUUGUGCAAUAAACUGA